Messenger RNA from Sphenostylis stenocarpa, 1713 nucleotides. The record is from the annotation of a GenBank genome assembly. Lineage: Eukaryota; Viridiplantae; Streptophyta; Magnoliopsida; Fabales; Fabaceae.
AUGAAAGGACGUAGGAAGCGCAACGGCAUCGUUUUAUGGAGCUCGCUCUUCCGGUGUACUCUCCUUGUCGUCGUCUCUUUCAUCUUCUUCACAACCCUCCUCUUCUCCUCCUUCCACGAGCACCACCCAUCGCUCCCAUUCAGAUGGAAAACUCCACCCACCAUCUCCCACGCAACAAUCACCAUCCGCGAAACCGUCAUGCUCCCCGACCAGGCUCUCAUUUUCCUAAACUACCCUCCUUCUUUCCGCUUCCACGCCAAACACGACCUUCUCUGCCUCUACUUCUCCGCCGACUCAACUCGCAGGCUCACUCAGCCGCCCAUUCAGCUCCACCUUGCACGUCUCGGCGAGCAGAUCGUGCGGUGCGCGCUCCCUCCACGUGGCAACUCGGUGUCGCUUAUCAUUAAAUCGGACGGCGUCCUUCCCACAAAAGAUUCAUCCACUCACAAGUGGACCCCACUCGUCUACGAAGCCCUCUUCGACCGCGACAACACCACCAUCGUCUUCGUCAAGGGCCUCAAUCUCCGACCCCAGAGACUCAUCGAACCGUCCAGAUUCCACUGUAUCUAUGGCUGGGAUUUCACCAACCCCAAAUUCUUUCUUAAAUCAGAUGUCAUAUCAGGUGCACAAGAGAUCAUAAGGUGCAGAACACCGAAAAGCAUCUUAGCCGGCCAUGACCAAGCUCAAGCCCAAGCCCAAGCUCAAGCCUAUGCCCAAUCCAUCAAAGUCACAAUCCAGGUGGGAAACAGAGAAAUAUUUCCUUCCAUAGCCCGUCCUGGGCUUCGUCCCCAAUACUAUAGGCGGAUGAAAAAAGAACAUGAGAUAUGUAUUUGCACCAUGCUCCGGAACCAAGCUCGGUUUUUGAGAGAGUGGGUAAUCUACCACGCCAAAAUCGGAGUCCAACGUUGGUUCAUCUACGACAACAACAGCGAUGAUGAUAUAGAAAACGUGAUUUCUCUCCUGCAAAGCAUUGGCUACAACAUCUCGCAACACCUGUGGCCUUGGGUCAAGACACAAGAAGCUGGGUUUGCCCAUUGUGCCCUACAGGCCCGGGCCUCGUGCAACUGGGUUGGGUUUAUUGACGUGGAUGAGUUUUUCAAUAUAAAGACACAAGGGGGCUUGUCUCGCGUGAUUUGGCACCAUGCGAAGCCCGGACACAACGUUGGUGAGAUUAGGACACUGUGCUUUAGUUUUGGGCCUUCGGGCCUGCGAGAAGUACCACGAGAAGGCGUAGCGGUGGGGUACACUUGUCGAUUAAGGGCAAGUGAGAGGCACAAGAGCAUAGUGAGACCUGAGGCACUGAACCAGAGUUUGAUCAAUGUGGUGCACCACUUCCAUCUAAGUGCGCCAUUUGUGGCUGUGGACGUGGGUACGAGUACGAUGGUGAUUAACCAUUACAAGUAUCAAGUGUGGAAAGUGUUUAAGGAGAAGUUCUAUAGGAGGGUGGCAACUUACGUGGCAGAUUGGCAGGAAAAACAAAAUGUAGGGUCUAAGGAUAGAGCACCCGGUUUAGGGACCAAAGCGGUUGAACCUGCCGACUGGGCCAACCGGUUUUGUGAGGUUAAGGACUACAGCUUGAAGAAUUGGGUGUUAAGGAAUUUUUUAGAUCGACGCACCCGUCUUCUUCCUUGGCAACCUGAAUUUGAGCAUCAUCUUCGAAAGAGGCGAAGACGAAAUGACAAAAGCCCUCUCGACAUACAACCUUUUUUCUAG